Eimeria tenella is the source of this 1122-nucleotide messenger RNA. RefSeq lists its product as uncharacterized. Bases 1 to 1122 code for a protein of 373 amino acids. Lineage: Eukaryota; Apicomplexa; Conoidasida; Eucoccidiorida; Eimeriidae. The transcript has 7 exons. The record is from RefSeq and is a predicted model, not a curated record.
AUGCAGCUGUCUAGACACUUCGACUUGGUUUUGGGAGUUGACAAAGACAUUUUGAAGUUGGCCAUUUGCCGCAACAACACCCAAGUAGCAGCAGCAGCAGCAGCAGCAGCAGCAGCUCCCGUCGUGCUGCUGCACCAAAAGCUGCAGCAACUCGCUCGCUUCCGAGGCGGCUGGAGUGUCAGGGACCGCUGCGCUGCUGCUACUGCUGCUGCUGACGGCGCUGCUGCUGCCUCUUCGGCGCAGCAGCUGCAGCAGCAGCAGCAGCUGCUGCUGCAGCAGCAGCAAAGGCUUACACUGGGGGCCCUGCUGCGUUAUCAAGAGGCCCUCAACAGUGCCUUUGAAGGACAAGCAAAAUGUGGGGACUGGAGAAGUUCCCCCAAAUUGGACUUUGCUGCAGCUGCAGCAAUUGGUGAAACGGGGGGCGCUGCUGCAGCAGCAGCAACAGCAGCAGCGCCUGAAACCGCUGCUGCUGCUGCUGUUGCUGCUGGUGGGGGGGGGGGCGAGGAAGACAGGCUUUGUUUGUGUGUCCCCUUCACCGAGCUUCCCUGCCGCUUUUGCUGCGACCCUGCUGCUGCAGCUGCAGCAGCAGCAAGCCGACGCACGAGAAACCAGCAGCAGCAGCAGCAGCAACAACAGCAGCAGCAGCAGCAGGUUGCCUCCCGGGCCUCUCAGCGUUUCGAUGGAGCUAAAGGGAAGCCAGGAGACAGGGGCCCCUUGAGAGGCCCCUCUGGGGGCCCCUUGGGGGGGCCCCCGGGAGGCCCCCUGGGGGCCCCCCAGGGGGGCCCCCUGGGGGCCCCCCUGGGGCCCCCCCAGGGGGCCCCCCUGGGGGGCCCCUCAGGCGUGGCGCCCAACGUUUCUCUCUUUCUCCCGCGCUCAACGGACUUGCACGAAAUCUUCGUGCUGGCAGCUUUGCUGCAGUUCCCUCUCGUCGAAGUCGAGGCCCUUUACUUGUGGCCCACCCGCCAGGGGCGGCCUUUGAGGGGCCCCUGCGAGGCCCCGGGGGCCCUUGGGGCCCCCGGGGGCCCCGGGGCCUCGGGGGCCCCCGGGGGGCCCCCCGUGUCCCCCGGUGUACCCGAAGGUGGGCCCCAGAGGUGUCUUAGUAGAGGUUCAGAGGUCUUCUGA